CAAUCAAUCGCGACAACAGGGGCUGUUGCCGGACUGCCUCGUUCCGGGCACUCGCCGACUCGCCGGGCCGCUCUCGUCCCCGUCCGUCCUGUCGACCCGCUGUUCUCCCGCCCUCUGUCCUCGUCCGUGCUUGGUCUGGUUCGCUAACGAGUCUCACCACCACCACCACCGACAUCGCCGACAUCGCCGCCAACACGCCGACAUGCCGAUCGAAAUCAGACCAGCCGAGCUCGAGGACGUCGACGCCAUUGUCGCCGUCGUAAACGAUGCGUAUCAGGACGCACACUACUUCAAGAAUCCCGAUGCCUUUGACCGCACCAACGCCGCCGAAGUCCGCGACUUUCUCAGCAGCGAGAUCAGCCAGGAUCCGGCGGAGCGGCGCCGAACCUUCUAUUGCGUCUGGGACGACAGCGAGCUCGCUGCCUGUGUCCAAUUCGAUGGGGACUACAGCGACCAAGAGACUUACUUUGGCAUGCUCUCGGUCAAGUCAUCCCACCAAGGUCGGGGGCACGCCAAGCGAUUGCUCCACAAGAUCGAAUGCAGAACAGCCGAACUCGGCAAGACGACGCUGACCUGCGCCGUGGUCUCGAUCCAGGGCCAUCUGAUGAGAAUGUAUUCUUCCAAAGGCUUCAAGAUCAUCGACUGCUCAGAGUGGCCCGUGGACUCCAAGCCCUUUGUCGUGCGCUCGGACUAUUUCGAGCUCGUCAAGUUUGUGAACAUGAAGAAGGCGAUCGCUGCUUGAUGCCUGCUUGAUGCAGCGGAAGCAAGGCAAAGCAUCCACAUCUAAAUCAUUGCGGACAUCUACAUCGGCAUCGGCAUCUGCCUCGACACAAUCAUUAGCAUCAGACUAGUCGACAACGCAGCCUCCCUGGAAUUACGAACCAACCCUCGAGUAUCCCUUGGCCGCCACGGCCAAGCCGUAUUGCAGCGCUCCCAAAACAAAACGAGACACCCUGUUUCGAGCCAGGCUAAGUUAUUUUCUGGUCCUGAAUACACACCCAUUUACCAUUCACCAUUGUGUAACAGUGUGCCCACAGUGUCUGUUGGCUAAUCGAC
Molecule: messenger RNA, 1056 nt
Organism: Polychytrium aggregatum
Lineage: Eukaryota; Fungi; Chytridiomycota; Chytridiomycetes; Polychytriales
Product: acyl-CoA N-acyltransferase
Exons: 3
Coding region: 203-742 (179 amino acids)
Molecular function (GO): acyltransferase activity, transferring groups other than amino-acyl groups
Source: RefSeq, a predicted model, not a curated record